This is a messenger RNA of Hyaena hyaena (striped hyena), 1739 nucleotides long. RefSeq names its product solute carrier organic anion transporter family member 5A1 (gene SLCO5A1). Gene Ontology annotation, cellular component: membrane. Gene Ontology annotation, molecular function: protein binding. The transcript is spliced from 8 exons. Lineage: Eukaryota; Metazoa; Chordata; Mammalia; Carnivora; Hyaenidae. Bases 3 to 1628 code for a protein of 541 amino acids. Gene Ontology annotation, biological process: sodium-independent organic anion transport; transmembrane transport. The record is from RefSeq and is a predicted model, not a curated record.
UCAUGGGAGCACUUGGUCCUGCAGUGGGAUAUUUAUUAGGUGGACUUCUUAUUGGGUUUUAUGUCGAUCCCAGAAAUCCCGUUAACCUUGAUCAGAAUGACCCUCGUUUCAUUGGAAACUGGUGGAGUGGAUUCCUCCUUUGUGCCAUUGCAAUGUUUCUUGUGAUAUUCCCAAUGUUUACUUUUCCAAAAAAGCUUCCUCCUCGACACAAGAAAAAGAAAAAGAAAAAAUUUUCUGCUGAUGUGGUUACUGAUGACGAUGUUAUGAAGGAGAAAUCAAACAAUAGUGAACAAGUGGACAAAAAAGUUUCUUCUAUGGGAUUUGGAAAAAAUGUCAGAGACCUACCAAGAGCAGCUGUCAGGAUCUUAAGCAACAUGACAUUCCUUUUUGUGAGUUUGUCAUACACAGCUGAGAGUGCCAUUGUAACUGCUUUCAUUACCUUCAUUCCCAAGUUCAUCGAGUCACAGUUUGGUAUCCCAGCCUCCAAUGCCAGCAUCUACACUGGUGUUAUUAUUGUCCCCAGUGCUGGUGUGGGUAUCGUCCUGGGAGGCUACAUUAUUAAAAAAUUGAAACUUGGUGCAAGAGAAUCUGCGAAACUGGCCAUGAUCUGCAGUGGUGUGUCUUUACUGUGUUUUUCAACCCUAUUUAUCGUUGGAUGUGAAAGUAUUAAUCUAGGGGGCAUAAACAUCCCUUAUACAACAGGACCUUCUCUCACCAUGCCUCACAGGAACCUGACAGGAAGCUGCAAUGUUAAUUGUGGUUGUAAAAUACACGAGUAUGAGCCAGUGUGUGGAUCAGAUGGAAUUACAUACUUUAACCCUUGUCUGGCUGGCUGUGUUAACAGCGGUAAUCUUAGCACUGGGAUAAGGAAUUACACAGAAUGCACGUGUGUCCAAAGCCGGCAAGUGAUCACUCCACCCACGGUGGGCCAGCGCAGUCAGCUCCGUGUCGUUAUUGUCAAAACCUAUCUCAACGAGAAUGGCUAUGCUGUGUCUGGGAAGUGUAAACGGGCCUGCAAUACCCUUAUCCCGUUCUUAAUUUUCCUUUUCAUUGUCACCUUCAUCACAGCAUGUGCCCAGCCAUCGGCCAUCAUUGUAACACUCAGGUCGGUAGAAGAUGAGGAGAGACCUUUUGCGCUGGGGAUGCAGUUUGUUUUAUUGCGAACACUUGCGUACAUUCCUACUCCAAUUUACUUUGGCGCAGUCAUUGACACCACCUGCAUGCUCUGGCAACAGGAAUGUGGGGUGCAAGGCUCUUGCUGGGAGUACAACGUGACCUCAUUUCGUUUUGUCUAUUUCGGUUUGGCGGCCGGCCUCAAAUUUGUUGGCUUUAUUUUUAUUUUUCUGGCCUGGUACUCCAUUAAAUACAAGGAGGACGAGCUGCAGAGGCAGAGGUGGAGAGAGUUCCCUCUGAGCACCGUGAGCGAGAUGGUGGGCCACUCGGACAGUGCCGACAAGGAGGCCCGGACUCGAUCCUGCCCAGCUUUCAGCAGCCAGGGGGAGUCCCGGGAAGAGACUGGCCUGCGGAAAGGCCUCCACUACACAGCACAGACCUACCCGGGGCCCUUCCCCGAAGCAAUAAACUCCUCCCCGGACCCGGGGCUGGAAGAAAGCCCAACUGCCAUGUAGCCUCCCUCCUGAAGCUUGAAAAUGGAAGACUCUAGUUUUGUUGGUUGAGUUGAAUAUGGCAACUUGAGAAACACCCGUGCCUUCUUUUCUUUCUUUCUUUUUUUAACCUCU